UUUAUGUUCUCAAGUGGGUGUGUGCGGUGCUGUUAGUGGCGGGCACGUCCUGCACUGCGGCGGUGGUGACGGCGGUGUUGUCGUACUGGCUGGAGUCUGGAGCCCCGCGGAACAGGCUAUACAAGAGUGAGCACCACGCACGGCACCUCAGUGUAUGCACAGUGACCCGCCUAGUGAGCCUGUCCGUGUCUGUGGGUGUGCCGCUUACUGACUCGGUGGCAUCGACGCCCCGCCUCUCCCAAAGGAUUGUAACACAGCACGUCCUGCGCGGUGCCCCAAGAAGCUGUCCCGACCCUGGCAAAAACAACACUCACAGGGCCGUCUCGGUAGCAGAGGCAGCACUCACACACCAGCUAUCUUCUGUGCCGUCGCCGAGAGCAGGAUGAGGUGUCGAGACUGGACGCCGGCGAUGGAGGCGGUGGCGAUGGUGGUGACGGUGGUGGCUGCGCUGGUGGCGGCGGCGGCGGGACAGAGUUCACUGGAGAACGAGUUUGGCUGCCACUGUAUGGAGUACUGGACUUGUAUCACCAGUGGCGGGCAGCCGUACAGUUACUGCGGCCUGAGUGCCUCCUCCGUGUGCUGCUUCGUGCCCCUCAACGCGAGUCCCAUUGGUAUCCUCCCACUGAGGCGCCGCGACAAGUCCUGCGGCACCAAGGGGGCGGCGGGGCGCAGGGAGGGCCACGCUGAGAUGUCUGAGUGGCCCUGGCAUGCCGCCAUCUUGGAGCAGCCUCAGGACCUGUAUGUGUGUGGCGCCUCGCUGCUGCACGAGUCUUGGGUGCUCACUGCUGCCCAUUGCGUUGAUGACUACCUGGAGUCAGAGGGUCGCCUGGAGGAGGUGCUGAAGGUGCGCCUGGGGGAGUUUGACGUGAGCACCACAGCGGAACCACUCAAGCACGAGGAGUUCCCCGUCACUCGUGUCGUCAUCCACCCGCAGUUCGACAAUUCCACGCUAGUGAACGACAUAGCCCUUCUGCAGCUCCAGAGGGCGGCGCGGAGGAAGGCGAAUAUAGAUGCUGUGUGUAUGCCCAAGAAAGACGACUUCAAGGAGGGAUCCACUGCGAGGUGCUACGUGACCGGCUGGGGACGGCGGGACGAGGCGUCAGAUCACAGCGUCGUUCUGAAGGAGAUCAACGUGCCACUGUGGAGCAACCCGUCCUGCCAGAACGCUCUCCGGGAACAGUUCGGGCCGGCUUACUCCCUGCCCAGCACCGCCCUGUGUGCCGGGGCGGAGGGGCGCGACGCGUGUGACGGUGACGGAGGAGGGCCGCUGGUGUGCGAGAAGGACCACCACUGGUACCAAGUCGGUGUGGUGAGCUUCGGCAUCGGCUGCGGCAGGAGAAACGUGCCAGGAGUGUACACGCGCGUGCAGGCCUUCGAACAGUGGAUCAAGGCGACCGUGGGCGUACACCACCACCCUUAGAGAGUCGAGGUCACCGCCGCCCACGAUGACUUCACUGUCCAGGGUCAUUCGUCAGGUCGCCUUAGGUCAAUGCUGUUUUGUAGUUGACUUGAUCUGACGGUGGGUGACUGUGUGUGUUUGUCUGUCUGUCUGUCUUUCUCUGCGUGUGUGUGUGUGUGUGUGUGUGUGUGUGUUUGUAUGCUAUUUCUGUAAACUGAGAGGAGAUUGCAAAGACUGAAUAGUGAAAGGAAGGUAUGAAAAGCGAAGGUGUAAAAGAAACUUUACUGCCUUUAUGAUAUGAAGGGAAAAAAAAUCCAUUAUUCAGUGGAGGCAACAGGUAGAGAGCCUCUCACACUCGCCAGAAAGAGAGAGGGAGAGGGAGAGGAUGGAAGAAAGCACGAAGUAGGGGAACCUCUUUGAUAUUGCAUCAUCUUAGUCCUGGAAAAUGAGAGAGAAAAAUGUGUUUAUGCAAAGAACAUAUUAAGACUUGUUGGUAUUCUCGUCCACACACACACACACACACACACACACACACACACACACACACACACACACACACACACACACACACACACACACACACACACACACUCACUGCUUCUCGGAAUAUGGUGCUUGUUAUUGUUUUAUGGUGUUUUUGUUCGUCUUAUUUUCAUGCGUGUUUGUUUGUAUGACCCAUUUUGACCUCUUAAAGAGUUCUCUGACCCGGUGUUUGCAUUGUUGUGUGUGUGUGUGUGUGUGUGUGUGUGUGUUUGUUUGGGGGGGGAGUCGGGGGCUGGGUGAGUGUUUUAGUGCUCAUGUAAAACUGGAUUAUGUAACCUUUAUCUGUAUUUGCUGUUAACACACACACACACACACACACACACACACACACACACACACACACACACACACACACACACACACACACAGACACACACACAUACUACAAAGAGCUGAUGAUCAAUAAUAUAAUUGCAUCUCUCUCUCUCUCUCUCUCUCUCUCUCUCUCUCUCUCUCUCUCUCUCUCUCUCUCUCUCUCUCUCUCUCUCUCUCUCUCUGCUACCCACACUAUAUAUUGACUACACAUCAUUUACUAUCUUUUCCUUUUCCCUCCCCAUUCCCCUCCCUUUCUCCCUCCUUACCUCCCUACCCCUCCCUCCUUCCUCUCCUGCCUUGUAUCCCUUCCCUCCUUGCCUCCCUCCCUCCCUCCCUCUCGUCUUCCCACACACACACACACACACACACACACACACACACACACACACACACACACACACACACACACACACACACACACACGGUCAUGAUGAAAUUCAACGCCUUUGACGAGAUUCACCCAACCACUCAAAAGCCAUUCAUUAGAUUUAUAUAUAUAGCUUCUCUCUCUCAUAUUAUUAUUAUUAUUAUUAUUAUUAUUAUUAUUAUUAUUAUUAUUCAGCGGUUGGAUUUUGUUUUUCAUUAUUGUUGCUAGUUUUUUUUUUUUUUUGUUCUUUCUUCCUCCCUCCCUCCCUCGCUUUUUUUCCUCUUUAUUCACCUCUUCGUGUCUUUUUAGUAAGAGAGAGAGAGAGAGAGAGAGAGUGAGAAUGAAUGAAUGAACGAAAGAGGACUAAUUAACCAAGCGUGUCAAGAGAAUGAAAGAAUGAAUGAUCCCACUGAAAAAAGAAAAAAAAGAAAAAAAGAAAAAAAAAAGAAAUGCUAAAUAAAAAAAAAAAAAAAAAAAAAAAAACAGAAUAAA
Molecule: messenger RNA, 3116 nt
Organism: Scylla paramamosain (green mud crab)
Lineage: Eukaryota; Metazoa; Arthropoda; Malacostraca; Decapoda; Portunidae
Product: serine protease 28-like
Exons: 8
Coding region: 383-1420 (345 amino acids)
Biological process (GO): proteolysis
Molecular function (GO): serine-type endopeptidase activity
Source: RefSeq, a predicted model, not a curated record